Otolemur garnettii (small-eared galago) is the source of this 468-nucleotide messenger RNA. RefSeq names its product resistin (gene RETN). The coding region runs from base 53 to 388 and encodes 111 amino acids. Gene Ontology annotation, cellular component: extracellular region. The transcript is spliced from 4 exons. NCBI's taxonomy places the organism in Eukaryota, Metazoa, Chordata, Mammalia, Primates, Galagidae. The record is from RefSeq and is a predicted model, not a curated record. Gene Ontology annotation, molecular function: hormone activity.
GGAAUCCCUGUUCCAGAUUUGGCCACCUGAGCUCACUACAGGCACCUGCAGGAUGAAGGCGCUCUCUCUCGUCCUUCUCCCUGUCCUGGGGCUGCUGGUACCCAGCCAGACACUGUGUCCCAUGGAUGAAGCCGUCAAUAAGAAGCUCCAGGAGCACACCAGCUCCCUAAUUUCUGGGUCAUUAAGCAAGAUGAGCCUGGACUGCCAAACUGUAACCUCCAGGGGGAACCUGGCCACUUGCCCCGCAGGCUUCACCAUCAGCAGCUGCACGUGCGGCUCCGCCUGUGGUUCAUGGGACGUGCGCGCCGAGACCACUUGCCAUUGCCAGUGCGCAGGCAUGGACUGGACCGGAGCGCGUUGCUGCCGCCUGCGUGCCACCGCAGCCUGAGAUCGCGCAUGCGCCGCACGGGCUGGGGACGGGGCUGGAAAUAAACCGGGAGAUCGAGACCAGGAAGAUAAAGGAGCAGA